GCGUUGAGUGUUUGUUUUCAUUGUUGUGUUUUUGCUCGGUGCUGUUGCCUCCCGCCGCCUCUCUUACACAACAUGCUGAAAUGCUCCUGUGUGUGUGUGAUGUUCCGCCUUUACUGUGCUCUCUUUCUCCACAGGAUGGAUGUGGAUGAGGAUUCUCACUUGCUUUUCACUCAUUUAAGCUCAGGGUUGUGUGUGUUGUGUGUGUUGUGUGUAGUUCAUGUUACACGCUAGGCCGUUAAUUACCAUUAGCUAAUGCAAACACAACAACAUCAACAGCGGCGCGUGACUCGUUUUAUUUUAGCUUUAGAUUAUAACAGGAAUAAUUGAGACUUCAUGGAAAUAUUUAUAUUUGUACAUUGAACCUCGAAGCCUCCUUACAGCCGCCGCUGGUGUGUGGAAAUGUCUUACAUGUGGCUCAGAUGAGAAAUGUGUGUGUGUGUGAGAGAGAGAGAGAGAGAGAGAGAGAGAGAGAUUGGUGCUACUUGAUCUUCUUCCCUCUUCAGUUUGGGCUUCACUCCAAAUCUCUCCCUGCACCCUUUGGACUGAAGUGAACACCGUGUGACGUCAUGACGUUUUACGCACUACCUAGUGUACUGUAUGAUUAAUAGACAGCGGUUUGGGACAAACACACACACACACACACACACACACACACGCAGAGCCACACAGCAAGUAAUCUACUGUCAUCUACUGUCAAAACCUUCAGCUGUGUGGAGGACUGUACCAUGUUGGAGAGAGAGGGGGGUGUGAGUGAGUGAUGGGCUGCGCUUCGGCCAAGCAGUUGUCGUCCGUUCCAGGAGAUGAGGAGGAUCGGGACAAAGCCCACAGCAAUGGAGACGCCUUCUCUUCAGACGAGUACAAAAUGAAAGGAGUGGAGAAGGUGAAGUACAUGCACGGAGAGGAGGAGCGGAUGAACACGCGCAACCAGGAGCACCUGGAGAAGAGCACAUUUUUGCACAAGGGCAAACAUAAAGAGGCCAGCGGCAACACUAAUAAAAUAAGCAUCCACUCAUCAGAGAGCCAGCAGGAGUUCUUCAGGAUGUUGGACGAGAAGAUCGAAAAGGGACGUGACUACUGUUCGGAGGAGGAGGACGUGACAUAACCUGACACUGUUUUACCUCUACUCCUCCUCGAGAUGAUCACUCCUUCCCUCGUCUCCUUUUCCCCUCCUCUGAGCGCUGAGCGAGUUUACCCCCACCACCAUCGAGCCCUCCUGUUUACAUUCAGCGAUCAGCGCUCCGCUCCGACCGCGGAAAGACGUCUGGAGGGGAGGAGAAAAGGGGACGUGGGACAGACGUCUGGCAUCUUCGUUGAUACAGUGCCCUUGCCUUACACUAAGCCUUUCUCUUGUGUUUCUCAACAUUUUUGAGAAAGAGCCAUGAACAUAACACUGUCCUGGACUUUUUUUUUUGUUUAAAAAAAGGAUGUGUCACGUCCUCUCGGUGGCUUUACAUCUCUUGCACGUGCAGAAUGAAACAUUUGUUGGACAUUUUGCUUCUUCUUUUUGUUCUUCUUCCUUGGAGACGAGACGUCCCGUGAAGUUGCAGAUCAUCAUGUCGAAAGAAACAAAACAAAGGACAAAUUUAAUUCCAUCCCACACAUUCCAGGCAUUUUAUAUAUAUAUAUACGUAUGUGUGUGUUGGAAAAGUAUUUUUCUCACCAUUAAGUCUGUAAGUGUUAUGUUUUUUGUUUUUCUAUUUUUUUUUUUUAAAACUCUUCAGACAUUUUUAGAGUGUAACCUCACUCAGGACUGUGAGUGUCAGAGGAGGAUGUUUCAUUGUUCAUUGCGUUUCAAACAUCGUACAGCAAUCGCACACUUUCGACAUUGCAAUAUUUUAAACACAACAUGGUUGAAGGCUGCUUUCACACCAGCUGUUUUUUCCCCCUGUAAAAUUCACUAACUGGAGCACCUUUUGUGCCAAUGUGGGGGGAACAAAAUUGUAACCAUAGCAACACACUUCCCAGUCCCAGCUAGUAUCGGCUAACUAGCCUAGCUUGCGCUCUAGAUUAUCACGUUGCAUUGCAACAUUUGAAAAUUUUCCAUUCAACAUGUCGUAAAUCUCCACCGCCAUGUUUUGUUUUUCUCGCUAUCCCCCUAACUUGCGACCUGAUUGGUCGGGAGGUUAAAAAAGAAAAAUGUGUAAUACAUAUACUGGAAUAAACACUAAGUGUGAAAGCAGCCUAACAGACUCGAGUUGCUUGACGGCAGUUUCGUGUUUGUAGCUCGCCACGAUCAGCAGGCAUGUGCUGAUAAAUCAUAAUCACGUCUACAACAGUAUAAAAAUGGCAUAAAAUAAAACAAAGGAUGAUACGGUUUUCUGUGCAUCAUAGCAGAAAAGCGCUCAGUUCCAACCCUGUCCCAAAACCCCCCAACAAAUAAUAAUAAAACUUUUUAUAAUAAAUGAAUAAACCCGUCUUUUCUCUCAGUGAAUUGUAGCUAGCUUUACACACAAUCUGCACAAACAAGCAUAAUAUUUCCUAACGUUACUAAGCUAGCUAAUGUUGUUAUAGUAUUUUCCUAAAUGUUAGCUAGCUAGCAUUAUUGUGGAAUGCUAACUUUUGCUACUUUAAUUUAAACUGGGUAGCUUCCCUGCCUUUGUUUGAGGGUAUUUGCUAACAUUGGCUAGAAUUUUCUCUCGUUAGCUACCCGACUUUGGCAACAUCCUGUAGGAUUAGCUAAACAGCUUUGUUGUGGGAUUAUUAAAUGUAAGCUAGUUGUUUGUUUGGGAAUAUUCUCUAGUACUAGCUUUUGCUAGAUUUUUGUUUUUUAAGACAUGUUCUCAAACCACCUUUGGGUGGCUAGCUUUAUUUGACUAUUAUCAAACAUUAGCUAGACAAAAGCUUAGUUAGUGUUUCACAUAGCUAAAGAACAAAAUAAUUAAUAUACAGAAACCAAAUGUCCAAGUUUUUUUUCUGGCCAUGGAUGAUAAAGUCAGACGUGGACACCAUAAAAUGACAAAACGAGCUAUUCACAAACUAGCUAGUUUUGUUUAGUCAUAUGUUCUAAUGCUAGCUAGCUUACUAGAUUUUUUGAGUCAUGUUUUCGCAUUUUCUUUAGUGAUAUCCUUUAAAAUGGGCUAAAUACCUUUGCUGUGGGAUAUUAUUAUUAAAUGUAAUAUAGCUUUGUGUAUAUUUUUUAAUGUUAGCUAAGCUAGCUUUGUUUGUCCAUACUCUCUAAUGUUAGCUAAGCUAGCUUUGUUUGGCCAUAUUCUCUAAUAUCAGCUAGACAUGAGUUUAUUAAAGGUUUCACAUAUUUUAAAGAUAAAAUAAUUGACACACACAAACCAAAAGUCAAGAAAUGACAGAAUCUUACGCUAACAUUACAUCACAUCGGUCAGAGUUAAAGGCAGCUGCGUAGUUCUAGUGAUGAUUGAUAAAAGUAUAGUAGUGGUCUUAAUGGUAAUAUGAAACCGUUAGGCAGUUAUCGCGUGGUGUAACUUUAAUAUCGGCACAUGCCUCUGAGUGCGAGAACGAGUGAGAACAUGGCUAGCUUCCUCACUGUGUCUCCUUCUGGAUGAAAUACAUCUUACAGAGCUUUAAAAGUAUUUCUACUAAAGACAGUAAACACUAAAGACGGUAAACACUCGUGUUUCUCUCAGUUUUACAGGAAGCUCGCUCGAGCCUGACUGAUUACACAGAACCAACACACACACACCCCGUGUACAGCUGAUUGAUUACAGAAGUCCUAAAUUUCAGAGAAACUAAAGCUACAUCACACGUUUUGAUUUACACGCUGAACGUUUCGUUACUUACCCGUGUGAGACCCCAGCGCUAAUUUCAGCCCUGUGUGUUAGGAAACAGAAACAUCAAUCAGACUCGAGCAAGAAAAACAUAACAACUGCACAAAUAUGUCUGCAUUUCCUUUUUGUUUUUUAUCCUUAAAUAACUCAUACCAUAUGUACGAAGUGCCCAAACUUUGUGCCAAAAAUUAUUCCACAAUGAAGAAAUCAUGAGUAACGA
This is a messenger RNA of Pangasianodon hypophthalmus (striped catfish), 3960 nucleotides long. RefSeq lists its product as uncharacterized. The coding region runs from base 758 to 1102 and encodes 114 amino acids. Lineage: Eukaryota; Metazoa; Chordata; Actinopteri; Siluriformes; Pangasiidae. The transcript has 6 exons. The record is from RefSeq and is a predicted model, not a curated record.